AUGUGUUUUGGAAUAUUAAUUGGUGAAACUCCUGAAACGACCCAAUGGGUGUUUGCGGUUGCUGCUGGUUUAUUCAUCUACAUAGCUUUGGUUGACAUGAUGCCAGAACUAUCAGCACCAAAAACCAAAGAUGAAAACUUUUCAAUUAUUCAAUUUGUACUUCAAUUAAGUGGCAUGUUAAGCGGCUUUGGAGCGAUGUUAUUGAUUGCGAUUUACGAAGAGAAGUUGGAAACACUUUUCACGGCUUAA
Clunio marinus is the source of this 249-nucleotide messenger RNA. The record is from the annotation of a GenBank genome assembly. Lineage: Eukaryota; Metazoa; Arthropoda; Insecta; Diptera; Chironomidae.